This is a messenger RNA of Solanum lycopersicum (tomato), 1207 nucleotides long. RefSeq lists its product as uncharacterized. The record is from RefSeq and is a predicted model, not a curated record. Lineage: Eukaryota; Viridiplantae; Streptophyta; Magnoliopsida; Solanales; Solanaceae.
CGGUCAUAAAAAGCAAAUAAUGAAUUUAAUCGAAUAUUCGUAUAAAUCUCCCAACGAAAUCCAAGCUCAUGGGCCUAUUUUCUUUUCAGCCCAGCCCAUAUUUCCACUGCUUUGCUAACUUCCCCAAAUAUUGGCGCGAAAAAUCAUAAUCAGCAAAAUUAGGCGUCAAAUUCCAUUCCCGGCAUCACUUUUCCGGUAGUUCAAAUCCAAUUCCUCCGGCAUUGUAUCCACCGGAAUCGGUACUAAUGCCGACACGAAGAGCUUCAAAGCGAAGACGUACUGUGCAGAAAGAAGAAGCAGAAGAUAUCAAAGUUCAACAAGUGGAAGAUGAAAAAGAAGCAGAGGUGAAUGGAAGUUCAAAAGAGAAGUCACCAGUAGUGGUAUUUGCUCAUGGUGCUGGUGCUCCUUCCACCUCCGAUUGGAUGAUCAGAUGGAAGGAUAUGUUGACCAAGGAACUGAAUGCUGCUGAAGUUGUGACCUUUGACUACCCAUACAUGUCUGGUGGAAAGAGGAGGGCUCCCCCCAAAGCAGACAAAUUGGUUGAUUUUCACUCUAAUGUUGUCAAAGAGGUGGCUGCUAAAUACCCUGGGCAUCCGCUGAUCUUGGCAGGGAAGUCAAUGGGUUCAAGGGUUAGCUGCAUGGUAGCUGUUAAUGGCAUUGGUGCUUCAGCUAUCGUUUGCUUGGGCUACCCAUUAAAGGGUGCAAAUGGUGCAGCACGAGAUGAGUUGCUGUUACAAAUUGAUGUACCUGUUAUGUUUGUUCAGGGUAGCAAAGAUGGGCUUUGUCCACUCAAGAAGCUGGAAGCUGUAAGAAAGAAAAUGAAGUGUGUUAAUGAAUUAUAUGUGAUAGAUGGUGGUGAUCACUCCUUCAAAAUUGGCAAAAAGCACUUGCAGUUGACUGAGUCCACCCAAGAGGAAGCUGAAAAGCUUGCUGUUCAUGCUAUUGCAAGUUUUGUUUCUAAUCAUGCGAAAGAGGGGUGAAGUUUCUAAUGGUAAGAAACAGUUGAUAGUUUAAAAUAUUUUGUCCAGUUUGCGCAAAGAUGGUUCAUGAAUACUUCCUUGUAGUGUAUAGUUUUUUUUCCUUUUUUUUUUUUGGGGGGGGGGAGGGGGUGGGGGGGGAGUUUCCUAUGACAUUGUUGUAGCAUAUGUACAAAUGUUGCUCCCUGUGAAGUAUUACUAGUAAUUAGUAUCUGAAGCUUUAGCCUCUA